UAGCUGUUAUAGCCCGUACCCACGGCUACCUCAUAGAUAAUACGAGCAUCGAUGGAAACCUACCCAAACAAAAAGCCCACCCACUAAACUCACCGAACUAUUUAAAAAGAGGAAAUGGCUGCAAACGUCUACAUCUUCUCCCCGAUCCGGUCCAGUUCGUUCCGAUUAGACACUCUUUUCCCGAUAACCCACUUACAACCAAUUUUCAACUCUCCCUGCUGCUCGCUUUCUGUUGCCCGUAGUAGUACUACUUCUAGCUUUGGUUUGAGACUCGGCGCGACCAGACUACCGAACCGGAGCCCGAAACCGCCUGCCGCCCUUAUGCUACCGGAAAACCCUGUCGCCUCCGAUAUCUUGGCUGCCGGCUUGUCUGGUUGCAUCGCGCUCUCAUUGCUCCGGUUAUGGGGGGAAACCGCCAACCGGCGGAUCUUCGACCAGAAAUUGAAUAGGAAGCUUGUGCAUAUAAGUGUGGGGCUAGUUUUCAUGCUUUGCUGGCCAAUGUUCAGUCCUGGUCCUCGGGGAGCCAUCUUAGCAGCUCUUAUCCCAGGCAUCAAUAUCAUACAAAUGCUUCUCUUGGGACUUGGGAUCAUGAAAGAUGAGGCUAUUGUGAAGUCAAUGAGCAGAAAUGGAGACUAUAGGGAACUUCUUAAGGGACCACUCUACUAUGCUGCAACAAUUACUUUGACUUGCAUAAUUUAUUGGAGAACUUCCCCUAUUACAAUUGCGGCAAUUUGUAACCUCUGUGCUGGGGAUGGUUUAGCAGACAUUAUUGGAAGGCGGUUCGGUAGUCAUAAAAUUCCAUACAACAAAAACAAGUCUGUAGCUGGUAGUGUAGCAAUGGCAUCUGCCGGGUUUUUAGCAUCUAUUGGGUAUAUGCACUAUUUCUCCUCAUUUGGAUUUCUUCAAGAAAGUUCGGAAAUGGUUAUGGGUUUCUUGGUUGUCUCUCUUGCCUCGGCACUGGUGGAAUCACUCCCUAUAAGUACUGAGCUUGAUGACAAUCUCACAGUUCCCUUGACUUCCAUCUUCGUGGGCACUCUUGUUUUCUGAUUUCAGGAGAUGGGGAGUGCAAAAUUGAACAGAGGGAAGAGGCUAGAGUAAUUGAAUCUAGACGUGCAUGGUGUUUUUGUUGUAUACUAGAUUUUUCAACAAUCUGAUUAGGUGCAACAGUCACCUGACUAUGUUAUUCAACUUUAUUAAAAUGAUAUUUAAACUUUACUUGCUUUCCAAACGAUCA
Molecule: messenger RNA, 1234 nt
Organism: Carya illinoinensis
Lineage: Eukaryota; Viridiplantae; Streptophyta; Magnoliopsida; Fagales; Juglandaceae
Product: probable phytol kinase 3, chloroplastic
Exons: 6
Coding region: 115-1047 (310 amino acids)
Molecular function (GO): kinase activity
Source: RefSeq, a predicted model, not a curated record